Molecule: messenger RNA, 2115 nt
Organism: Cladophialophora psammophila CBS 110553
Lineage: Eukaryota; Fungi; Ascomycota; Eurotiomycetes; Chaetothyriales; Herpotrichiellaceae
Exons: 2
Coding region: 1-2115 (704 amino acids)
Biological process (GO): regulation of DNA-templated transcription
Molecular function (GO): zinc ion binding; DNA-binding transcription factor activity, RNA polymerase II-specific
Source: RefSeq, a predicted model, not a curated record
AUGUCCGUUGCACCUCGGAGGAGACUUGCCUGCCGCCUAUGCACGCGCCGUAAGGUCAAGUGUGACAAGCAGAUCCCAUGCCACAAUUGCGUGAAGAGAGGAACUCCAGAAGAGUGCGAACGCGAGGAUGCCGACCAUCUAAAUGCUCCGAGCAGUAUAUCUGGUGUGCGGCGGCCGCCUGACGACACAGCCGCUCUUGCCGCUCUUCGUACUCGUGUGGCCGAACUUGAGGCCGCCCUACAAGAGAGAAUUGCGGAUGCCAAUGUGUCACGGUCUCCAACAACAGCAACGGCAACAACAGAACAGGCCGACGGUAGGGCCGUGGCGCAACUGAGGUCGUCGUCGCCGAGUCAGGGGUCAGACAUUGAGGAUGCCGUCACUGUACUGGAGUUCUUGGCCUGGGGCCGCAUGAAGGAUCCCGACAAUGCAAUGCUGUCGCCCGAAGCCCUCAGAGUUUCGGAGCACGAUGAUGGUAUUGGCAUCAGCCCAGCCGAAGAGCUUGACUGUGCCUUGGAUUCCGGCCGGAAUCUGCUGUCAUGGUUGCAGAUCCUGCUGCCUUCGCGACGCCAGGUGCAUCAACUGGUCGACUAUCACAGCAACUGUAUGCUCUGGUUUCAUGGAUCAUACUUCGCGCCAACGCUCUCCCAAGAACUAGGCUCGUUCUACGCCAACCAUGGGGGAAAGUUCAAUUCGAAGGGAGUCGCCCUGCAAUGGGUGGCACUGCUGUUUUCGGUUAUGGCUGGGACAAUCACCUCCGCCCCGGCACACGAGGCCAGGAAAUGGGGGUUCGACGAAAGCGAGUCACGGCUGUUAUCGCAAAAGUGGUACAAGGCCGUCGUCGUCUCCUUGAAUGCCGCAAAUUUCACCGCACACCAUUGCUUACAUGCCGUGCAAGCGAUCACGACUUUGACAAACACCGCCCACAUGUUGGGCCAUUCAAAUGCUCAGUCCGUCAUGCUGGCAUCUGCGGUCCGUAUAGCGCAGAGUUUGGGCUUGCAUAGACUGGAUGGGGACGCUCCAGGUGCCGCCGUCGAGCUGGAAACCGGUCGUCGUGUGUGGCAGGAGCUGUGCACUCAGGACUGGUUCAGCACGGCCUUCUCUGAAUCGUACUCCAUCAAUCCUCUGCAUUCGACGUCGUCCCCACCCCAAAACUGCGACGAUGACAUGAACGUCCUGGACGAGUCGGAGCCGACUGUUACCAGCUUUUGCAGGUUCCUGUCCAAGAUCGCUGCGAUCAUGCCUGCGCUACAGGAUGCCAUGGCCCUGUCCAAUACGCUUUAUACCAAGCACGAGGCAGUUCUGGUUUAUGACAAAAAGAUGCGAUCGUUGGCCACCGGCAGGCCUUCGUUCCUUGCCAACACGGCCUUCGAUACCAAUUGGCCAUGCUACAUCCCAUGGGCGCGUCGAGCCAUUGCAAUGAGUUCCGCACACAAGAUCAUCAUGAUUCACAGGAAGCUUCUCGGUCUCAGUUUCACCAACCCGGUCUUUGCAUUCACACGUCGAACCUGCCUGGCCGCAUCAAAAACGAUCUUGAAGGAGUACCUUGCGAGCAGCAGAGACGGGUCCAGCCCCAUGCUCUGGACCCAUCAGGCGUUUGCGGUGGCAGCUUGCAUAGUGAUAUGCUUUGACAUUCUUCAUUCGCAAUAUUCCGGCCAGGACGAAUGGCAGCUGGUGGACCAAACCCUCGAACAUCUGCAACUUUGCCAACAAAAGAGCAUGAUAGCCGCUCGAGGAGUCAAAGUCGUGAACGCGCUGCAGAAGCAGAUAGCCAACCGGACGGAAAGUCGAAAGAGGCCCCACGAUGCCGCUAGAGACGCCGCCCCAAGAAAACGACGCCGAGGUUUUGACGCCGCGGAAUUUGCUCAAUCGUUCUGCGAUGCUCAGGACCGUCCGUCGCCCCUGAACCAAGGCAUUUCAGAGCGCCUGACUUCCGCUGGAGAGCUGGACCUCAUGCAACAGGGAACUGAGGACAACGCUCAAGGAAUUAUCGCGGACGAACCGCUUACUCUUCCCGCAGACUUGAAUUGGUCAUGGAGUAUGCCGCUGGGUGAUGAAGAUGGUACCCAGACAUUCGACAGUCUGCUAUCUUUUGCAAAUCAAGGUCGUGGAUUUUAA